This is a messenger RNA of Aplosporella prunicola CBS 121167, 1203 nucleotides long. RefSeq lists its product as uncharacterized. NCBI's taxonomy places the organism in Eukaryota, Fungi, Ascomycota, Dothideomycetes, Botryosphaeriales, Aplosporellaceae. Gene Ontology annotation, molecular function: cyclin-dependent protein serine/threonine kinase activator activity. The transcript has 2 exons. The record is from RefSeq and is a predicted model, not a curated record. Gene Ontology annotation, biological process: positive regulation of DNA-templated transcription, elongation; regulation of transcription by RNA polymerase II. Bases 1 to 1203 code for a protein of 400 amino acids. Gene Ontology annotation, cellular component: cyclin/CDK positive transcription elongation factor complex; nucleus.
AUGCCGUCGACGUCUUCGCAGUCCGUGGCAGGAGCGGCGCGAGAGCGGCCCAAGCCCCCGAACCCCGUCGCCGAGGCGGCCGAGCAGCAGUGGCUUUUCACCGAGGAGGAGCUGCUGCACACGCCCUCGAUCGAGGAUGGCAUGAAGCCCGAGCAGGAGCGCGAGAUGCGGUACAAGGGCAUGACGUUCAUCUGGCAGGUGGGCGCGAUGCUGAAGUUGCCGCAGCUCACGCUCUCCACCGCCGGCGUCUUCCUGAACCGCUUCAUCACGCGCAACUCGCUGGUGAGCAAGGACGGGUUCAAGGCCCUGCAUCACUAUCAAAUCGCCGCGACGUCCCUCUUCCUCGCGACCAAGGUGGAGGAGAACUGCCGCAAGAUGAAGGAACUGGUCGUCGCAUGCUGUCGCGUUGCGCAGAAGAACCCGAACCUCCUCGUGGACGAACAGACAAAAGACUACUGGCGGUGGCGCGACACGAUCCUCUUCAACGAAGACGUGCUACUAGAAGCGAUCUGCUUCGACCUAACCGUCGAAUCGCCCCACAAGCUACUCUUCGACAUGCUGAUAUACUUCCGGGUCGAGCACGACAAGCGGCUCCGCAACGCAUCAUGGAGCUUCAUAAAUGACAGCAACCUAACAACAUGCUGUCUAAUGUUCAACUCGCGGACCAUCGCCGCCGCAGCGCUCUACUGCGGGGCACGGCUAUGCAGCGUCGGCUUCCCCGACGAGGACGGCAAGCCGUGGUGGGAGAUCCAGCACGUGCGGCUACGCGACAUCCUGCGGUGCUGCAACUACAUGUGCGCGGCCUACGAAAACACCCCUCCCUCCAAGGGCUCCGAGAGUAUAUACGUAGGUCUACGGACCCCCGAGGACGCGGACCCCCUGUAUGCGCAAACGAGACUAAGGACUUCGCAGACGCCGUUGAGCCCCGCCGCCAGCUCCGUCGGUAUGGAGCGGUCGAGCAGCCAGCAGAGCGUCAAGAGGUCCCGCGACGAGGCGUUUAGGAGGGAGGAGCCCGAGCCUGCCGCCCCUGCCAAUGGCUCGCGCAGACCUGAGGCCUCGGAGCCGCCAAAGGACGAGCCGGAUUCCAAGCGCGCUAAACGCGAAACUAACGGCACGUCUGCCGGCGAGGCGCCCGCUGCUGAGGAAACUAAGAAGGCUUCCGCGGACGAGGACCUCAGUGAAGAAGGCGAAGUGGAGGAAUGA